Molecule: messenger RNA, 1314 nt
Organism: Kluyveromyces lactis
Lineage: Eukaryota; Fungi; Ascomycota; Saccharomycetes; Saccharomycetales; Saccharomycetaceae
Gene: SUB2
Product: ATP-dependent RNA helicase SUB2
Exons: 1
Coding region: 1-1314 (437 amino acids)
Biological process (GO): mRNA export from nucleus; mRNA splicing, via spliceosome
Molecular function (GO): ATP binding; RNA binding; RNA helicase activity
Source: RefSeq, a predicted model, not a curated record
AUGUCUCACGAAGCAGAAGAGGAUUUAUUGGAGUAUUCCGAUAACGAACAAGAAGUUCAAGUUGACAACAAGGCCACUGAAGUGAAUGCCGAGGGUAACGGUGAGAGCCAAGCAAAGGAUUCUGAUAAGAAAGGUUCUUAUGUUGGUAUUCACUCCACUGGUUUCAAGGAUUUCUUGUUGAAGCCAGAAUUGUCCAGAGCUAUCAUUGACUGUGGUUUUGAACAUCCUUCUGAAGUGCAACAACAUACCAUUCCUCAAUCCAUUCAUGGUACUGACGUCUUAUGUCAAGCUAAGUCUGGUCUAGGUAAGACUGCUGUGUUCGUGUUGUCUACUUUGCAACAAUUGGAUCCAGUUCAAGGUGAAGUCAGUGUCGUCGUGCUAUGUAACGCGAGAGAAUUGGCUUACCAAAUUAGAAACGAAUACUUGAGAUUCUCCAAAUACAUGCCAGACGUUAAGACUGCUGUAUUUUACGGUGGUACUGAAUAUAAGAACGAUAUUGAUUUGCUAUCCAAGAAGGAAACCGUCCCUCAUAUCAUUGUAGCCACUCCUGGUCGUUUAAAGGCUUUGGUUAGAGACAAGCAUAUCGAUCUAUCUCACGUCAAGAACUUUGUCAUUGAUGAAUGUGACAAGGUCUUGGAAGAAUUGGAUAUGAGAAGAGAUGUUCAAGAUAUUUUUAGAGCCACCCCAAGAGAUAAGCAAGUUAUGAUGUUUUCCGCAACUCUAUCCCAAGAAAUCAGACCAAUCUGUAGAAGAUUCCUUCAAAAUCCAUUAGAAAUCUUUGUCGAUGACGAAGCCAAGUUGACUCUACACGGUUUGCAACAAUACUAUAUCAAAUUGAAUGAAAAGGAAAAGAACCGUAAGUUGGCUCAAUUGUUGGACGAUUUGGAAUUCAACCAAGUUAUCAUUUUCGUCAAGUCUACUGUCAGAGCUAACGAAUUGACCAAACUAUUGAAUGCUUCUAACUUCCCAGCCAUCACUGUGCAUGGUCACAUGAAACAAGAAGAACGUAUUGCUCGUUACAAGGCUUUCAAGGAAUUCGAAAAACGUAUUUGUGUUUCCACUGAUGUUUUCGGUAGAGGUAUUGAUAUCGAACGUAUUAACUUGGCCAUUAAUUAUGAUAUGCCAAACGAAGCAGACCAAUACUUGCAUCGUGUUGGUAGAGCUGGUAGAUUCGGUACCAAGGGUUUGGCUAUCUCCAUGAUAUCUAGUGAAGAUGACGAACAAGUCUUGGCCAAGAUCCAAGAAAGAUUUGAUGUUAAGAUCACUGAGUUCCCAGAAGAAGGUGUUGAUCCAUCUACUUAUUUGAACACUUAG